Miscanthus lutarioriparius is the source of this 1437-nucleotide messenger RNA. The record is from the annotation of a GenBank genome assembly. Lineage: Eukaryota; Viridiplantae; Streptophyta; Magnoliopsida; Poales; Poaceae.
AUGGCGGAGGAGACGGUGCGGGAGCUGCGCGCGAGCUUCGCGGCGGGGCGGACGCGCCCGGCGGAGUGGCGCGCGGAGCAGCUCAAGGGGCUCAUCCGGAUGAUCGACGAGAAGGAGGCCGAGAUCAGCGCCGCGCUCCACGAGGACCUCGCCAAGCCGCACAUGGAGUCCUACCUCCACGAGAUCUCACUGACAAAGUCAUCGUGCAAGUUUGCGCUCAACGGGCUCAAGAACUGGAUGAAGCCCGAGAAGAUACCUGCGUCCAUAACUACAUUCCCGUCCUCCGCUCAAAUCGUGCCAGAGCCCCUCGGUGUCGUGCUCAUCAUCUCAGCCUGGAACUACCCCUUCAUACUCUCUAUUGACCCAGUCAUUGGAGCAAUCGCUGCUGGAAAUGCUGUUGUUCUGAAGCCAUCAGAAAUAGCGCCAGCUACCUCGUCAUUGUUAGCAAAGCUGCUACCCGAGUAUGUUGAUAACUCCUGUAUUAAAGUUGUGGAGGGAGGCGUUCCAGAAACAACCGCACUCUUGGAACAGAGAUGGGAUAAGAUCUUCUACACAGGUAAUGGAACUGUAGCACGCAUAGUGAUGGCAGCAGCCUCAAAGCAUCUAACCCCGGUGGCUCUGGAGCUUGGUGGGAAAUGCCCUGUUGUUGUGGAUUCGAAUGUUGAUCUUCAUGUUGCCGUUAAGAGGAUUGUUGUUGGCAAAUGGGGAUGCAACAAUGGCCAAGCGUGCAUUGCUCCAGAUUACAUAAUAACGACGAAAUCAUUCGCGCCAGAGCUGGUGGCCUCUUUGAAAAGAGUUUUGGUAAGGUUCUAUGGGGAGAAUCCUCUGCAAUCAGCAGACUUGUCUCGUAUUGUGAAUUCGAAGCAAUUCAAGAGAUUGCAAGAUUUGAUAGAAGAAAAAAGAGUUGCUGACAAGAUUGUGUAUGGCGGCGAGGCUGAUGAGGAGCAAUUAAAAAUUGCUCCUACACUAUUGUUAGAUGUUCCCCAAGAUUCAGCAAUUAUGACGGGGGAAAUAUUCGGGCCCUUGCUUCCGAUUGUGACGGUCGAAAAGAUUGAGGAAAGCUUCGACUUGAUCAACGCCAAGCCUAAGCCACUUGCCGCCUACCUUUUCACCAAGAACAAGAAACUGCAAGAGGAGUUUGUGGCGAACGUCCCUGCAGGAGGGAUGCUUGUGAACGACACCGUGCUACAUCUCGCCAACCCGUACAUGCCCUUCGGCGGCGUGGGCGACAGCGGGAUGGGGUGCUACCACGGCAAGUUCGGCUUCGACUGCUUCAGCCACAAGAAGGGGGUCCUGAUCCGCGGCUUUGGCGGCGAGGCGAACGCCAGGUACCCGCCCUACACGACGGAGAAGCAGAAGAUCCUAAGGGGCCUCAUCAACGGCAGCUUCAUCGCCCUCAUCCUUGCCCUCCUGGGCUUCCCCAGGGAGAAGCGUUAG